Molecule: messenger RNA, 1571 nt
Organism: Musa acuminata subsp. malaccensis (wild Malaysian banana)
Lineage: Eukaryota; Viridiplantae; Streptophyta; Magnoliopsida; Zingiberales; Musaceae
Product: glyceraldehyde-3-phosphate dehydrogenase A, chloroplastic
Biological process (GO): glucose metabolic process
Cellular component (GO): chloroplast; apoplast
Molecular function (GO): glyceraldehyde-3-phosphate dehydrogenase (NAD+) (phosphorylating) activity; NAD binding; NADP binding
Source: RefSeq, a predicted model, not a curated record
GCACCACAAACUUCCCUCCUCUUAUCUUCCCCUUCUUAUAAGCUCCCCUGUUUCACUUCUGCUGCUGCCGCUUCCCAUCCUCUCACAGGCAUGGCCUCGGCGACGCUCACGGCGGCCAAUGCCUGUCUUCAGGGCAAGGGAUUCUCGGACUUCUCGGGACUAAGGAGUGCUUCCUCUUCGAUUCCCUUGAGAAGGAUCAACUCCUCCGAUGACUUCCUUUCCGUCGUCGCUUUUAGAACCUCAGCGGUGGGCAGCAGCGGAGGGUACCGGAAGGGCGCGGCGGAGGCGAAGGUAAAGGUGGCCAUCAACGGGUUCGGCCGCAUCGGGCGCAACUUCCUGCGGUGCUGGCACGGGCGCAAGGACUCGCCCCUGGACGUGGUGGCCAUCAACGACACCGGAGGCGUCAAGCAGGCCUCCCACCUCCUCAAGUACGACUCCACCCUCGGCAUCUUCGAAGCCAACGUCAAGCCCGAGGGUGACUCCGCCAUCUCGGUCGACGGCAAGGUCAUCAAGGUCGUCUCCAACCGCAACCCCGCCAACCUUCCGUGGGGCGAGUUGGGAAUAGAUUUGGUGAUCGAAGGGACGGGGGUGUUCGUGGACAGGGAGGGAGCAGGGAAGCACAUCCAGGCCGGCGCCAAGAAGGUGCUCAUCACCGCCCCGGGCAAAGGUGACAUCCCCACCUACGUGGUGGGCGUCAACGAGGAUGCGUACAACCCCGAUGAGCCCAUCAUCAGCAACGCCUCCUGCACCACCAACUGCCUCGCCCCCUUCGUCAAGAUCCUUGACCAGAAGUUUGGAAUCAUCAAGGGAACCAUGACCACCACUCACUCCUACACCGGGGACCAAAGGCUGCUUGAUGCGAGCCACCGCGACCUCCGUCGUGCGCGAGCCGCUGCGCUCAACAUAGUCCCCACCUCCACCGGCGCCGCGAAGGCCGUCGCCCUGGUUCUCCCCUCCCUCAAGGGCAAACUCAACGGAAUCGCCCUCCGUGUGCCCACCCCUAACGUCUCGGUCGUCGACCUUGUUGUGCAAGUAUCCAAGAAGACCUUCGCCGAGGAGGUCAAUGCCGCGUUCCGAGAUGCUGCCGACAAAGAACUGAAGGGCAUCCUCUCCGUCUGCGACGAGCCUCUUGUCUCCGUGGACUUCCGCUGCAGCGAUGUAUCGUCGACCGUCGAUUCGUCGCUGACCAUGGUGAUGGGCGACGACAUGGUCAAGGUGAUUGCUUGGUAUGACAACGAGUGGGGCUACUCGCAGAGGGUUGUAGAUUUGGCUGACAUCGUAGCCAACCAGUGGAAAUGAUCGGGGCGCAUCAGAAUGGACGAUUAAGUUGCCAGCUUUUUGCUUCUACUAGAUUUCCUGCUUUCCCAAACACUGUGAUGAGAAAGAAAUCCAUCUCUUUUCGUUCUUUCAGUAUAUUAUCCUUGUACAACUCCACCUCCGCUCUCAGUAAUCUGUAUCACAUAAACUCAUCACCCAUCAUGGAACUGUAAUGGGCUAUCUCGGCUUUGAAAGUCCAUGUCAUGUUCUAUGUGCUGCAUUCAGUUUUAUCUUUUAUAGCUUGUUUCUCAGUC